CGCGGCCCCGCCCGGGCCCGUCCCGGCGUGCCCCGCGCGGCGGGUGAGAGGUCGCGGCGGCGGCGGCGGGCCCAUGGCGGCGGCUUGAGGCGGCACCGGCUCCGCUCCCGCUCUCCGACCAUGCACAGCCUGGCCACGGCCGCGCCUGUGCCAACAGCACUGGCUCAGGUUGACCGUGAAAAGAUCUACCAAUGGAUCAAUGAGCUGUCCAGCCCUGAGACACGGGAGAAUGCACUGCUGGAGCUCAGCAAGAAGCGUGAGUCUGUGCCUGACCUGGCCCCAAUGCUGUGGCACUCAUUUGGCACAAUUGCAGCACUCCUUCAGGAAAUUGUAAAUAUUUACCCAUCAAUCAACCCUCCAACUUUGACAGCCCAUCAGUCCAACAGAGUCUGCAAUGCUUUAGCUCUACUACAAUGUGUUGCAUCACACCCUGAAACUAGAUCAGCUUUUCUGGCAGCUCAUAUUCCUCUCUUCCUGUACCCCUUCCUGCACACAGUCAGCAAGACUCGUCCGUUCGAGUACCUGCGGCUCACAAGCCUCGGGGUCAUUGGGGCCUUGGUGAAAACUGAUGAGCAAGAAGUGAUAAAUUUCUUACUGACAACAGAAAUUAUCCCCCUGUGCUUACGUAUUAUGGAGUCUGGCAGUGAGCUCUCCAAAACGGUUGCUACGUUUAUUCUUCAGAAAAUCCUCCUGGAUGACACAGGGCUGGCAUAUAUCUGUCAGACUUAUGAGCGGUUUUCCCAUGUUGCCAUGAUACUGGGUAAAAUGGUCCUGCAGCUCUCCAAGGAGCCAUCGGCACGGCUGCUGAAACACGUUGUCCGCUGCUACCUUCGCCUUUCCGAUAACCCCAGGGCACGUGAAGCUCUCAGGCAGUGCCUUCCUGACCAGCUGAAGGACACCACCUUCGCCCAGGUCCUGAAGGAUGACACCACCACAAAACGCUGGCUGGCUCAGCUUGUCAAGAACCUGCAAGAGGGUCAAGUCACUGACCCACGGGGCAUCCCCCUUCCUCCGCAAUGACUGCUGGGGGAGGUGGGGCACUGGGGAAGAAACAGCUCAGGUUUACAAAGAACCAGGAACAGGUGACCUCUUCUGCAACAAACUGGGCACGCCAGCUGGCUGCCGGCCUGUCGGACCAUCCCACCCAGCCAAAGGGCUGCUCUGUAGCAGUGCAGCAAGCCUCCGGGGAUCGCAACACCAGCAAAUGCUGAUACUACAGCUUCAAAAAAAAAAAAAAAAAUCAAUAAAAACAAUCUGUAUAGAUCCCAGUCUCUCCGGGAGGCUUGGGUGGCAUCUCUUCCCCCACCCCUAGGCAGGGGGUAGUGCAGAUGGCCACUCUUCCAGCAAACUCAGCCUCCGCCCAAGUGGUGCACGACAGCGGGUAUGCACACCACGUCCCUCCAGUUCCUUGUCACUUCUUGUUUACAUGUCUGUUUAGAUGAGUGAACUGAAUAAAAGCUGAUCCAGUUGUUCUAUCCCCUCCUAAUACUGCUACUCAGCUGCAGGUAGCCCAGGGACAGCUUUUUUCCCUGCCAGCACAUCCUUUCUCCUGGCUCUGCAUCUGUCUGGCACAGUGAGCUUCUCGCUUCCUUUCCUUUGGUGUGGCUGCAGUGAGGCCACUGCGGUGCUUGCCCCAAGGGAAGGGUGGGAUUACUUGCAAUGAGCCCAUGCGUCAUAAGGUUGCUUCCCGGGGCUCUGGGGAAGACGAUCGCAGGAUUGUGCCUCUUGUGCUGUAAAUAGUGCACUCCCACAGCUGACCAGCGGCCAGAGGCUGAUGUGUGCUGGCCUCUCAUCUAGACCUGGGAAGGCUGCUGGCUGGCUUAUCACAAGGAGCUCAGUGUGAGGGCACCUGCCUUGAGGUGGUGGGCAGGCCACUGACUGAUCCCCUGCUGCCUGCAGGCUCCAGGUAUGCUGCCUUCUGUACCCGCUGCUGCCUGCCAGGCGCCUCUCAGUCCCGUGCCCUCCCUUCCCCCCUCCUCCCGCUCCUCCCUGCCAGCCAGGUGCAUCCAUUUCAGCUUUGAAACCUGCCUUGGCAUCUGCCAUGGCCCCACUGGACCAGCAGCCACUUACCUGCCACCCCUGUGCCAAGUGGCUAAUGCAGCUGCAGCAGACUCUCGGAAGCAGUGGAGGAGCUCCCAGGCUCUGCGGCAACAAAGCUUGCUCUUGGCUGCAGGCAAGCCCGGGCAGCUACUUAAUUUCUCCCCCCUCUUCGAGUAGCCCAUUUUGCUGAUCAUCUGCAGUGUCGUGCCAACAGUGUCUUAAAUCCCACCAUUUCCCUUCCCUCCUCCUCUCACAGCCUUGCAUAACAAGGGCAGAGCACAGCCUCUUCCUUGCCCUCGGGUUCCUGUUUUAUAACCAUUGCCUUUUCCCUCCUUUUCACCCUGACCUUGCCAGGGUGUGAAAAUGCUUCUGUUUGGUUCGUUUGUUUUGUUUUGUUUUGUUUUGUUUUUUUAAUUCGGAUUAAUAAAUAAUAAAACCCCAGCCAGCA
Molecule: messenger RNA, 2488 nt
Organism: Oenanthe melanoleuca
Lineage: Eukaryota; Metazoa; Chordata; Aves; Passeriformes; Muscicapidae
Gene: CNOT9
Product: CCR4-NOT transcription complex subunit 9
Exons: 8
Coding region: 121-1020 (299 amino acids)
Biological process (GO): mRNA catabolic process; negative regulation of translation
Cellular component (GO): P-body; CCR4-NOT core complex; CCR4-NOT complex
Source: RefSeq, a predicted model, not a curated record